AUGCAUGCAGUAACCAAAGAUGAAAAGAGACAUGUAUUAAUGAUAGAUAAUUAUGAUUCUUUUACAUGGAAUUUAUACCAAUAUCUACAUCAGUCCUCAAGAUGUGGCAAAGUAGAUGUUUACAGAAAUGAUAAAAUAGAUAUUUCUACAAUAGAGAAUGAAAUAAAACCAGAUAUCAUAUUCAUAUCUCCUGGUCCAGGUCAUCCAUUAACAGAUUCUGGAAUUUCUAGUGAUGUUAUCAGAUAUUUUAAAGGAAAACUACCAAUCUUUGGAGUUUGCAUGGGUCAAGAAUGUAUAUUCGAUGUAUUUGGUGGAGAUGUUUCAUACGCGGGAGAGAUAGUUCAUGGUAAAACCACAACAAUAAAGCAUGAUGGGAAAGGAAUGUUUGAAGAUGUACCUCAAUCAGUAGCUGUUACUAGGUAUCAUUCUUUGGCAGGUACUGAAGCUACAUUACCUGAUGUUUUAGAAGUUACUGCAGUUACUGAAACUCAACCAAAUGUAAUAAUGGGAGUCAGACAUAAGGAAUAUACGAUAGAGGGGGUUCAAUUUCAUCCGGAAUCUAUAUUGACUGAAUCAGGUCAAUUAAUGAUUGACAACAUAUUGGGAGUAUAUGGAGGAACAUGGGAAGAAAAUAAUGAAAUAAAAUCAAAGCUACAAAAUGAAAAGAAGGCAAAUAAAUUUGGUAAAGGUGAAAACAUUUUAAAAAUAAUAUAUGAAAAGAGAAAAGAAGACUAUUCCAUAAUAGAGAACUUACCAGGCAGAUCGUUUGAAAACUUGGAAAUUGCAUUGUCAUUAGGUAUAGCACCACCGGUUAUAAAUUUUUAUGAUAGACUAAAGUACACACAAGAUGAAUUACAUCAAACAAUUAUAUUGUCAGAAUUCAAAAGAGCAAGUCCUUCGAAAGGUGAUAUUAAUGUAAAGGCACACGCUGGGAAACAAGCAUUGACUUAUGCCAUUAACGGAUGCUCAACUAUCUCAAUCUUAACUGAACCAAACUGGUUUAAGGGGUCAUUAGAAGAUUUGUCAUUAAUACGUAAAGUGAUUGAAUGUCCCGAAACCAAAGAAAUAACAAAUUACAAAAGACCAGCAGUUUUAAGGAAGGAGUUCAUAUUUAAUAAAUAUCAAAUUCUUGAGGCAAGAUUAGCAGGUGCAGACACAGUUUUAUUGAUCGUUAAAAUGUUGAACGACUAUAGCUUGUUACAAGAAUUAUACUCAUACUCAUUGGACUUAGACAUGGUACCUUUAGUUGAAGUGAACGAUGCUCCAGAACUUGCUCAGGCAUUAACACUAUCUUACAAAGGUGAUAUAAGUGAGCCAUUAAUAAUUGGAGUAAAUAAUCGUAACUUGACCAAUUUUGAUGUUGAUUUGAAAACCACUAGUUCCUUAGUUGAUCAAGCCAAAAAUAAAAAUACUAAUGGUAGAAAAGGGGAAGUUUUAAUUUUAGCAUUAUCUGGUAUUACAACAGUUGAUGAUGUUAAAAAAUACAAAUAUGAAGAUCAUGUCGAUGGAUUUUUAAUUGGAGAAAGUUUGAUGAGAGCUGAAGCAAGAGGUUUGGCCGACGAAUUUUUAAAUGAUUUAUGCAACUGCUAA
Molecule: messenger RNA, 1590 nt
Organism: Lodderomyces pseudojiufengensis
Lineage: Eukaryota; Fungi; Ascomycota; Pichiomycetes; Serinales; Debaryomycetaceae
Gene: TRP3
Product: bifunctional anthranilate synthase/indole-3-glycerol-phosphate synthase
Exons: 1
Coding region: 1-1590 (529 amino acids)
Biological process (GO): L-tryptophan biosynthetic process
Cellular component (GO): cytosol
Molecular function (GO): indole-3-glycerol-phosphate synthase activity
Source: RefSeq, a predicted model, not a curated record